Molecule: messenger RNA, 3624 nt
Organism: Volvox carteri f. nagariensis
Lineage: Eukaryota; Viridiplantae; Chlorophyta; Chlorophyceae; Chlamydomonadales; Volvocaceae
Exons: 13
Coding region: 1-3624 (1207 amino acids)
Biological process (GO): regulation of membrane potential; potassium ion transmembrane transport
Cellular component (GO): membrane
Molecular function (GO): voltage-gated potassium channel activity
Source: RefSeq, a predicted model, not a curated record
AUGGAUGCGGCUUUGCCGGUCAUGCUACCGACAGACUCGGUCAGGAUUGGGUGGUCCAUCUGGACGCUGCUGUUGAUGCUGUACACUGCCGUCGCUGUGCCGCUGAUGAUCGCCUUUCACUCCUUCCGACGAGUGAUUUUCGCGCAUGUCAUGGGUAUCAUAACAUUCGCAUCUUUUAGGACUGCGUACAUGACGGAGCGAGGUGAGGUGGUGCGGACGCCACGGUUGAUUGCCGUGCAAUACACCACCCGCGGUAUGUUUUUUGCGGACUUCCUGUCGGCACUCCCGGUUGAAGUGGUGCUAGGAUUCACCCAUACCGGGAGCGCCACGACGAACCUCUACUGGCUAAGCAUCCUGAAACUGCCUCGCCUGUUCCUGCUCAUGCGGCACCUCACCAUUUUGACACCCGUGAGAUACGAGAACCUUGCUAGCGUGGCACGGCUGGUGCUCAUCAUGCUGCUGGUGACGCACUGGGCGGCCUGCCUCUGGUACUACCUUUACAUUCAGGUUCCAGGGCGGCCGUGGAUGUUCAACGUCCACUGUAUAUCGUGGACUGAAUGGGAAAGGUACCAACAUGCGUUUUACAAGUCCUUCCUGAUGAUCCUCGGUGACCGCCCCGACACAUAUAACAACGUUGAGCGCAUCUUUUCCAUCGCGCUGCUCUCCAUGGGUGCUUGCAUAUACGCCGUUGUCGUGAGCAGUAUGACGCUUCUGGUGGGUAAUAUGUGGGGCAUGGCCUCGCGCCACAAGCAGAGGGCCAUAAUGCUACAAGACGCGCUGAGGUACACUGGAGCACGCGCCAACGAUUCAGUCCGCGCCAAAGUCCAGGCGUACUUCUCGCACAUGGUACAGCAUGAUCACCCCGGCCCCGAAGGUGUUAAUUUCCUGUCUGAGCUGCCCGCCGCCUUGCAUGCCGAGGUGCUCUCGUCAGUGUUUGAGCCAUUGCUGACACGGGUCCAGUUGUUUACCGUUUGCGAACAGCCCUUCAUCUGGAGGCUCGCACGGCAGCUGCGCCUCAUUUUGUUUAUGCCACGUGCCGUCAUUUACGAAGAGGGUAGUGUAGGGCACGAGAUGUUCGUCAUCUGGCGCGGUGCCGUGGCGCUUGUGGGUCCGUCAGACGGCUGCAUGACCGCGCUGCUGACCGACGGUGACCACUUCGGGGAGCUGGGGGUCAUGACCUCCAACCUGCCGCGGCCGCACAUGGCCGUUGCGCUUCGCCCGACGGACGUCAUGGUCCUCAGUAAGAGCGACUUGCACCAGCAGCAGCAGCAGCGGGAUCAGAUUCGCCUUGCGUGCCUUAUCACAAGCCUUUCCACUCAGCCGAAGCAUGCUCGUCAUAUUAUGGCAGGUGCCGCAUCCUGUGGCGGGCCCUUGUGCGAGUCCACUGAGCCGGGCCUUACACAACCGAGCACCUCCUCCGAGGGGUCUAUUGGAGGGCGGAGACGCAGCUGGAGAUGGAGUGACUCUUCAGUGGACUCCCUCUUCUCGGCAAUGUUCGCCAACAGGCAUGGGAGCUGUGGUGCCGAGCCGCAGCCAGCAGCAUCGGAUGAUCGAAUGUCUGCCGUACGGCCUUCCGUACCAUACGUGAUGCCGUACAAACGACAACCGUCAGCUAGCACUCAUUAUCUUAGUCCAGUUGAGCCACCCGCACUUUCACGCGCAGCAGUGGGGCCUGUAGCAUCGGCGGCUACUGUUACAUCAGCGGCGGUGACACCGUUAUCAAACAGCAAGAACAGCCAGCGCAGGAGCGCAACUGGAUUCGGUAACAAACAACGACGGAGUGCUACGGGAUUCGAACGGAGCGCUACGGGAUUGUCUACUAAAAGCCAACAAAAAAGCACUGGCGGGUUUGCCGGGAACAGAACUGGAGACCUUUCGGUGCACUCCAGCCGUCCACUGAUCUCCUCACCCUUACCCAACAGUGUCGCCUCUGCGGUCGCCGCUAUUAGCAAAAAAUUACACUCUCCUCAACUAAACCCACAUUCCCACUCAAAUUCCCGCUCACCUUUAGCGCUGCCGUACCAUAGCCGCCUUCGACGCGGCCUCCAAGAGGCGCUCUCAGCGAUGGACUGUGAUGACGACGUCAGCGGCAACGGCGGCAGCGGCGGCGCGAUCGGGCGUUUUAUUACCAGCGCACAGGAGGGCCCCUUAGACCCCAAUGCCGACAGAGCGCCGGCUCUGGACGGUCGCCGCGUCGCCGGCGGCCGCCGCUCCUCCACCUGCUCAUUAACCUCGGGGGGAGAUGCCUUUGCGCCUCAUCCGCUGCUGGUGCUGGCCCCGCAGCCUUUUAUCGGCCUGGACCCUGCGCUAGUUGAGAGAGAUGAUUCAGCGAAAAUGGCGCCAUUGAAUAGGACCGGGUCGCGCCACCGAGCUCGGGUCCCUCUGGAAGCAUCGGCGACGGACGAAGAGGAGGACGCAGAAGAAGCAUGCGUUCCCGCGGCCGCACGUAAGAACCACUCCUGGAGCCCAACCGUCGCUAACCGCCGAGGGGGACUUCCAGCCUGUAGGAACUCUGCCUCUCAUAUUGGGGCCAUCUCCAGCUGCGGCAGAGUGCCUUCAGACACCGGCUUCUUCUCCCGCGAGCGAGUCAUUCAGCAGCAGGGCUGGGUGGAGGACAGAACGGGGAAUUUCGGCAGCAGCAGCGGAGGCGGAGGCGGCGGCAGCGGCGGCGGCGGUGACAUACGGGUGGCGGUGCUAGAGCAGCAGCUGGCGGCGGUACGGCAGCAGCUUGAGGAGUCCCAGGCGCAUUCGGCGAUGAUCAUGGAGAACCCGCUCAUGUUUCCUGCUAUCCGAGCUGCCAUGCAAAAAGAAAUCGACAGCAUGGUGGCCCAGCUGCGCUCCCAAACGGAUGCCACCUUGCAGCGGGUGCUUGACAUGCUCAAGGGGCUCGCAAACCGUACAGAGGAGGUCUGUCAGCAAGCCGUGGUGCUAGAGGACCGGGUGCGUUGGCUCGAGGGAGAGUGGGACGGUCUCCAGCCGCCGCACGACACGGUAGCGGCCACCGUGGGAAUGAGCAUCGGCAUGGACAGGGUGAGCAUGAGCGGACGCAGCGGCACCCUCCUCCUGGGCAGCGUCCCUGCGGGCCGGGAAGGCCGCAGCUCGGAUGGUCGGUCUGGGACAAUCGGCAACGCCGCGUCGUCGUCCCUAGCCCCGGCGGGUAAAACACAGGGCGUGCCAUCCGGCCAGCAGCAGCUAGGUCUGUUGCUGCCGCUUUCCAUGCUGACGGCAUCAACGGAAAGCAUCAGUGGUCGCUCGGUCUAUGCAGACGGCAGCAGCGCCUCCAAACGCUCCCUCAUUGCAUCUCACAACCAGCUGUCGAACCGCCAGCGCCACGCCGCCUCCGUGGCGGCGUACGACUUCCAGAUGCCCGAUGAGUCCCGGGGCGAGCCCCCGGACCUGCUGCUGCCGCCGCCGCCGCUGCGCACCGGAGAGUCUGCUGCGUCCGCGGCGGCGCUGGGUGCUGCGGCCGCGCCGCCUCCGCAACCUCCACAACCUCCUCCGCAACCUCCACUCCUAGGCGGCUGCAAGCUUCGGCUGCAGCACGUGCCAGGGCUAGCCGGCCGUAUCGAGGAUAGCCUGUGGCUGGCCAGCCAAGGAGGACGAUCAAACGGUUGUAGAGCUUGA